UCUCGAACCUCUGCUUUUGCCUUGAGAGCCUUCAAUGUGGAACUGGCUCAGGCAGAUUAAAGACUCCAUAACCCAGAAGACUACAGGUUUGAUGCGAAUGCAGUUCUGGAGGAAGGCUGUGGAAGAUAUAUACUGUGAUAACCCACCACAUCAGCCAGUUGCUACAGAAUUGUGGAGGGCUGUCAAGAGGCAUAACUUGACUAAAAUGUGGUUCAUGAAGAUCAUUGAUGAAAGAGAGAAGAAUUUGGAUGAUAGAGCGUACCGUAACAUCCAGGAGCUUGAAACGUAUGCUGAGAACACUCAGAGUGCUCUCUUGUACCUCACCUUGGAAAUGCUGGGUGUGAAGGACAUCCAUGCCGACCAUGCAGCCAGUCACAUUGGGAAAGCACAAGGCAUAGUUACCUGUUUAAGAGCAACUCCGUAUCACAGUACGAGACAAAAGGUCUUUCUUCCCAUGGACAUUUGUAUGUUGCAUGGAGUUUCACAAGAGGAUUUCAUAAGAGGCAAGCAAGAGAAAAAUGUGAGAGAUGUAAUUUAUGACAUUGCCAGCCAGGCCCAUAUUCAUCUAGAACAUGCUAGAUCUUUCCGUAAGAAAGUUCCUGUGAAGGCAUAUCCUGCUUUUUUCUGUACGGUUGCUUUAGAUGAUUAUUUACGUAAUAUGCGAAAAGUGGACUUCAAUAUAUUUCAUCCAAGCUUACAAAAGAAGAGUACAUUAUUAGCAUUGCAUUUAUAUAUUAGAUCUUGGAAAAAAACCUAUUAA
This is a messenger RNA of Gavia stellata (red-throated loon), 760 nucleotides long. It is a transcript of the gene NDUFAF6, whose product is annotated as NADH:ubiquinone oxidoreductase complex assembly factor 6. The transcript has 8 exons. The record is from RefSeq and is a predicted model, not a curated record. Bases 35 to 760 code for a protein of 241 amino acids. Lineage: Eukaryota; Metazoa; Chordata; Aves; Gaviiformes; Gaviidae. Gene Ontology annotation, biological process: mitochondrial respiratory chain complex I assembly; biosynthetic process. Gene Ontology annotation, cellular component: mitochondrion.